GGUCUUCCCAAUCCCAGCGCCAGUCUGCCCACCCGUGAGGCGUGAGAGGCAUGGCAAAGGCGAGGAGACGCGGGGAGAAGGUGUGGUGAGGAGGGACAGUUUCCCCGGACCAGAGAGCAGCAUCAGCAUCAGCAGCAGCAUCAGCAUCACAGGCAUCAUCAGCAGCAGCACUGCUCCAUAUCCUCUCUGAGGGAAGAAGCGAGCCUGCACCUCGGCCACUCAUCACACGCUCACACGCCAGUAAAACGAUGCAGCACCGCCGCCUGCGCGCACUGCCGCCGCCGCUGACCCGGUGCUGGAGCGACGAGCAGGGACGCGCUUAACGUGACAGAAGGUGAACCUGUAUCUAUGUGGUGUGUUGCACUUCUCUCUGGUCCCGUUCACAGACGACCGAGAAGAUGCUGAGCCGACUGAUGAGCAGCAGCAUCAGGAGUCUGGACAGGGAAUGCAACUGCACAGUGAGGCUGCUGGACGACUCGGAGUACACCUGCACGAUCCAGCGGGAUGCCAAAGGACAGUACCUGUUUGAUCUCAUCUGCCACCAUCUCAACCUACUGGAGAAGGACUACUUUGGCAUCAGAUAUGUUGACCCGGACAAGCAAAGGCACUGGUUGGAGUUUACAAAGUCAAUAGCGAAACAAAUGAAGUCUCAGCCUCCCUUCACCAUGUGUUUGCGCGUCAAGUUUUAUCCCCCAGACCCCGCUGCCCUGAGAGAGGAGAUCACCAGAUAUCUCGUCUUCCUGCAGGUCAAGAGGGACCUGUACCACGGUCGCCUGCUCUGCAAGACAUCAGACGCAGCUCUGCUAGCUGCCUACAUAUUACAAGCUGAAAUUGGCGACUACGACCCCGGGAAGCACCCUGAGGGCUACAGCUCCAAGUUCCAGUUCUUCCCCAAACACUCAGAGAAGCUAGAGCGGCGGAUUGCUGAGAUCCACAAAACUGAGCUGAUAGGUCAGAGUCCUGAAACAUCAGAGCUCAACUUCCUCCAGAAGGCCCAGAUGCUGGAAACGUACGGCGUGGACCCUCAUCCAUGCAAGGAUGUAUCUGGGAACCCAGCUUUUCUGGCCUUCACUCCUUUUGGAUUCACUGUGCUGCAAGGAAACAGGAGGGUCCAUUUCCUGAAAUGGGACGAGGUGACCAAACUCAAGUUUGAAGCAAAGACAUUCCAUAUAUAUGCAAAUCAGAAAGAGGACAGGAAGAUCAUCCUCACGUACUUUGCACCGACACCAGAGGCCUGCAAGCAUCUGUGGAAGUGUGGCGUCGAGAAUCAGGCUUUUUACAAGUUGGAGAAAUCGAGCCAAGUUCGCACUGUGUCCAGUAGUAAUCUGUUCUUCAAGGGUAGCCGCUUUAGAUACAGGUAUCACCAGCAUGUGUGUUACUGGCAAAAAUCGAAGACAUGUUUCCAUAUUGAUCCCCUUGGUGACUGUGCCUGGUUUGAUUAUCUUCAUCACCGAUCACCAUAUUUUCUCUUCUGUUUCCUCAGUGGAAAGGUUGCAAAAGAAGUAAUGGAACAAAGUGCUAAAAUUAAGAGAGACCCUCCUGAGAUCCACAGGGCUGGGAUGGUGCCAAGCAGAAGUUGUCCAUCGAUUACCCACGGCCCUCGUCUGACCAGCGUGCCCAGGACCCGACGGAGAGCUGUGCACAUCUCUAUAAUGGAAGGUUUGGAGUCACUUCGAGACAGUGCCCACUCCACACCUGUGCGCUCCGUCUCCCAUGGUGACUCCUUCAUGUCUUCCCGGGGCCACGUGAUGGAUGGCAGUGAGGCAAGCACAUCGGCAGUGAUCUCCGAUGAGACCUACAGCCCCUCUGACAGCGUGUUGCCCACACCAGUGGCAGAACACGGGGCAGAGACACCUCUGGCUCGCCACCUGAACGGCUCACCAUGCAGCAUCGAUGAGGAGAAAGAGUCGGAGGCGAGGUUAUUAAAGGAGAGGCAGGCGGUGGAUUUGGGGCCCGGCAGGAGAUCUCUAGGUGUGGUCAGGAGCAGGCCAUCUCCUUCUUCUGACGCUGAGGAGCUCAAUAAGUUCAUCUUAAGCGUGUUGCGUCUGUUCCUGGUUACCAUCGGACUGCUGUUCGCCCUGCUGCUGCUCCUCAUCAUGAUGACUGAGUCGGACCUGGACAUUGCCUUCUUGAGAGACAUCCGCAAGACUCCUGAGUUUCAGCAGUUCCACUUUGAGUAUUUCUGCCCCCUGCGCCGCUGGUUUGCCUGUAAGUUACGGUGGGUGGGAGGUUUCCUCGUCAGCAAGUGACGUGAGUGAACAGACUCGGUGACUGAAUACAGGCCUCCACUGAUGGAGAUGGGACAUUUACAACGGGCAGGUUCAGGAGGACGGGGAGAGGAGGGAUCUGGUUUCUUCCAGGAGGAAGAUGCCCGUCCUGAGCCAUGGAGGGCCUUGUCUAUAAUGUAAAACUACGAGGAAAAGAAAUCACAUUUUACUUUAGAAAAUUCAGGUCAUCUUGAAGUAUUUUAUUUUUACACAAAGUCACAGUAACAGGGUUUAAUUUAUUUAAACACUAAAACAAGUCUGGCAAACUUCACUUAGUCAGAGAUCAUAGUUGCCUUUAUUUUUCUAUUAAUUUAUAUGUUUUAACAUUUAUGUAAGAGAGUGAGUGUUGAAAAGUGAGUUUAUGUAAAGUUCUAAGAGGAGGCGAGAAGCAGCACAGCUUAGACUGUAAGAUAUGAUGUGAAAGUAUCACUUAUAAUGGUUUCAGAUCAUGAUGGCCUCUGUUUGGAGAUGGAGCAGCACGUGGUCGGAGGGGCGAGUGUAGGAAGUGUGAGCGGCACGUAUUGAAUGUAUGAAUCCUGUGUCAGAUCAUCUUUGAAAUAGUAUUUUAUACCGUUCAAAAGUAAAUGCAUAUAUAUAUAUAUAUAUAUAUAUAUAUAUAUAUAUAUAUAUAUAUAUAUAUAUAUAUAUAUAUAUAUACACACAUACAUACAUGCAUACAUAACAGUUUACUCAAAUCUCAGAGUCUGGUAUAAAAUUCAACAUGUGACAUAUUCAGUUUGAAUUAACUGCUAAAAACUUUGUUGCAAUAGCUUUACGACACCGCUGUGAUGUGGCCGCUGUCCUGUCGGCAGGCCUGAACAAUCCGUUCUGUAGUCGGCGCAACGUUUUGUGGUCAGACGUCUGUUAGGUUUGCUCCCGUUACCGUUUUUGUUCUGUUGUGAGAAAGGAUAAGGCCAACAGUUUAAUCGAAUUGAAUUAUAGUUAAUUGAUCCCUGAAGGGGACUUAUGUUGUUGCAGUGUAAGCUACCUAGGAAAUAAAAAGUGAAGAAACAUAGAUAGGCAUCAUUUUGUAAGCUAUUGGUGAUCAUCACGAAUGCAUUGGAGUGUGGUGUUUGUUGCCUGGCAACAACAGUGCUGAUGAUGUCACAGGUGGGCAGAUCUUGUAGGUCAUGGAGGUUGACGGUGUAGAUGGAAAGUAACUGCCAACAUUACAACAUCUGGGAUGCAGAGGUGCUCCUCCACGGUAGCAUGUCCACGAUAACGCCAUCUGUUGCUACCAAACACUCCUGCCCAAAUUCUGCUGGUAUUUUUGAUUUUUGUUUUAAGCCUUUGUAAGAAUAUAAUUAAGUAAAGGAAUAAAGUAAUUGAAUAGCAGUUGAAUAAAGCUAUUACUGCAAUCAGUUUCUCCGUGUGAGGCAUAGUUGUCACUUUGCAGUAGUUGCCGUUACAAUAGUAGUUAAAUUGAUGGGACAGUGUGAGUUAGUUCUGUGCUGAUAGUCAAGUAUUUGGUUCGAUUUUUGGCUCCCGCAGUCCGUAGAAGGGGUUCAUCUUGGUGUCACUUCUGUUAAUGUAAGACAUCUGAAAAAACAGAAAUCCUCUCCAUCAAGGGAAAUUUGCUUAUACCUUUGUAAAAUGCUAAAAAAAAACAAUUUAUUUUCCCAAAGUGUACACUGUUGAGAGUUUGUGUUUAGUUCAAAGCUUUUCCAGAGUGAUUCUUUGUUGAGUGUUGAAAUUUAUGCAUUUGUCUAUAAAGGCUGAGUAUAUUUAAAUUAUGUUACUAUUUUGCUGCAAACUGUCCUGUUGCUGAGGUUUUCUUUCAAAUGCAUUGAAGCAUUUUAAUUAAUUUAUUUAUUUAUUUUCCUGUGAAUAUGUGAUUUUCAGCCCGCCCUCACUUAAAAUAGAACCUAAGAUAAGUCGUGUUUACGUCAUCUACUGCAAAACUUCAUCAUCACACUUACCAAAGAAACCUCUGUUGUCUCACUCUGUUUGUCAACAGAUGGAGACUCUUACAGUCUUGUUUUUCUUCAGCCUUACUUGUAUUUUACAGACUAGCCUACAGUGUCUCCUUGUGGUCCGCAGCACCAGAAUCUUGUCCAAAUGUUUUCACAGCUAAAUAUUUGCCUCCCUUCAAUCCCACAAGUGGAUCCUCAGGAUAUGUGUACAUGCUGUGUGCCUGUGCCACUAAUCAAAAGGUAUACAACAUUAUGCUUGAAAAAAGAAUAUGAAAAAAGAACGUUUAUGCAUCUACUAUUUAGGUCAGUGAUUGAAUGAGGGACUUUGGUUUUUGCAGUGAAUAAUGUGAAAGGCUAUUCUGUUGAAAUUUAUUUAUUUUUAAAGAGGAAGAGUUGCAACAAAAAGCAUGACUUUAUGAGCCCUGGUAGUAUUAAAAUACACAACUGUGAAGGUUGCUUUUAUUUCUGUACAGGUUAUAAAUCACCAUAAGUAUUAAUAAUUCUCAGUUUUGGUUUUUAAAUCUGAUAAAUGACUACCGUGGUUUAUCACAAGUGUUGGGAGAUAGCGAGUGCGGAAACAUGGCCAGUCAAGAUUGAAAGAUUUGUCUUCACCCGCCUCUGCGCUCAUGUGUAUUCUGAAAGGUACAAUAUAAUCAAAUACAUUUUUCAGAUUAUGAAAAUGAAUUACAGUGAACUUGAAACUAAUAUUUGUCUCCAUCCUUGAGAUGUGCAGAACAUCUAGUUAAUCCCACCAGAUUAAAGAGAAAUCCUUCAAAUGCAUGUGUGAAAGGAAUUGUUGAACCCGUUCCUGAAUGCUUUUGAUAGUUUCGUGUAAAUCCCAUUUGGGUUUUUAAUGUUUGCCCUUAUUGACCUGAAGUCACUAAAACUGAUAAGGAAGUUUCCUUGUGCAAGUGUGUGUAAAUGGUUCUGUGUGCACCCAUUCUUAAUUGACAGCGGAAGUGAAACAGGUUAUUUUAACUUACUUACAUGAAGCAUAAACAGCAGCAGUAGCAUUUUUUUUACAAGCUGGAUCUCCACUUGUCUGACUUGUGCUGUUAUACAUAAACUUUUUUUAGUUUAAACAACUUGAACAUUUCCAGAGUCAAGACAGUUUCACCAACAAGUCACAUGUGUUUUCAUUUUACUGAAUUUUGUCAACAGGAACGAGGCCUGAGACGUUCUUACCAUAAACUUCCUUCCUGUAUCAAGGCUUGGCACAUGGCAAUAUAUGUGUAAGCAUGUGUUCUGCAUUUAUUACCUCCAAACAAGACUGCUUAUUUCCAAUCUUCGACUGGUGUACUCUAUAAAUAAAUAUCUUUUCUUUGUA
Molecule: messenger RNA, 5507 nt
Organism: Cololabis saira (Pacific saury)
Lineage: Eukaryota; Metazoa; Chordata; Actinopteri; Beloniformes; Belonidae
Product: FERM domain-containing protein 5-like
Exons: 13
Coding region: 399-2249 (616 amino acids)
Cellular component (GO): cytoskeleton
Molecular function (GO): cytoskeletal protein binding
Source: RefSeq, a predicted model, not a curated record